Molecule: messenger RNA, 909 nt
Organism: Pediculus humanus corporis (human body louse)
Lineage: Eukaryota; Metazoa; Arthropoda; Insecta; Psocodea; Pediculidae
Product: aldose reductase, putative
Exons: 1
Coding region: 1-909 (302 amino acids)
Cellular component (GO): cytosol
Molecular function (GO): aldose reductase (NADPH) activity
Source: RefSeq, a predicted model, not a curated record
AUGCCAAUUCUGGGACUUGGAACUUGGAAAUCGAAACCAGAAGACGUAACGAGAGCAGUUGAAGAUGCCAUUGAUAUCGGAUACCGGCACAUUGAUUGUGCAUUUGUUUAUCAAAACGAAAAAGAAGUCGGUUUGGGAAUUAAAAAUAAAAUAAACUCGGGAGUGGUUAAACGUGAAGAUUUAUGGGUGACGAGCAAACUCUGGAACACUUUUCACCUUCCGCACCUCGUCGAACCAGCUUUAAAGCAAAGUUUGCAAAAAUUAGGACUCGAUUAUCUUGAUUUGUAUUUAAUUCAUUGGCCUCAAGCGUACAGAGAAGGUGAUGAUUUGUUUCCAGUUGACGACACAGGUAAAACCGCAUAUAGCGAUGCUCAUUUUAAAACGACAUGGAAGGUCAUGGAAGAUUGCGUGGAAAAGGGUUUGACGAGAUCAAUCGGUUUAUCCAACUUUAACAGCAAACAAUUAUCUGAAGUUUUAAGUGACUGUAAAAUUAAACCUGUGGUGAAUCAGGUCGAGUGUCAUCCUUAUCUCAAUCAAACAAAACUAUCUGAUUUUUGUAAGGAAAGAGAUGUAGUGAUAACAGCAUACAGUCCAUUGGGGUCUCCAGAUAGACCGUGGGCCAAACCUGGAGAUGCUCAAUUGUUUGAAGAUUUGAAAUUGAAACAAAUUGCUGAUAAACAUAAAAAGACGGUUGCUCAAGUACUAUUAAGAUAUCAAGUUGACAGAGGUCAUGCUGUCAUACCGAAAUCUGUAACAAAAUCAAGAAUAGAGGAAAAUUUUAAAAUUUUUGAUUUUUCAUUGACAGCAGACGAUAUAUCUGUCAUUAAUUCAUUAGAUUGCAAUGGUAGAGUUUGUCAUUUGGAUUGGAUUAAAGAUCACAGCUUAUAUCCAUUCAAUGAUGAAUAUUAA